Anguilla rostrata (American eel) is the source of this 5089-nucleotide messenger RNA. Its product is annotated as carbohydrate sulfotransferase 8-like. Gene Ontology annotation, cellular component: membrane. Gene Ontology annotation, molecular function: sulfotransferase activity. The record is from RefSeq and is a predicted model, not a curated record. Gene Ontology annotation, biological process: proteoglycan biosynthetic process; carbohydrate biosynthetic process. The transcript has 4 exons. NCBI's taxonomy places the organism in Eukaryota, Metazoa, Chordata, Actinopteri, Anguilliformes, Anguillidae. Bases 885 to 2201 code for a protein of 438 amino acids.
CCUCGAAAUAGCCUACCAUAAACGUUAUUCAUUUUUGUACAGCUGUGCAUCCGCUUCCACGCCCUGGUGAUGUCGGCACAAUAUUUAACUUCACAUCUGAAGCUUUGAAUUAAUGAGCCAGAGAAGACACCUAGCUCCGAGACACUAAAUGCAUAUCGCUCUCUACACAUAAAUCCAGAUGCUAAACUGAUUCCUUGUCAUCUUGUGGGCAGUUAGUUGGGUCCGGAGAACGCCUUCCGUAACCUAGUUCGUUUGCAAGAGCGCACGCAGUCAGCUGCGGACUUGGAACGUUUUCUUAUACAAAGAAGCCAAACCACGUAAAGACAUUCGUCGGGUGACAGCGAGUCUACUCAGUAAAAACAAAAGGAAGCGCGAUGAGAGCCAUUUCUCUCUAUUCCACGUGCUCUCAGACACCAAGGCUAACUGCAAUUUUAGAGUCUUUCUUGCCACGAAAUUAUCGGCAGCAUUACUUUCCUUGGAGACUUCCUGGGAUGUAGAGAGCCAGCAUCGAGACGUUAGAGAGAAGCACUGUGUGAUAUUCUGUUGGAUCGUCGUACUUUCUACUGAAUUUGAAUUCAGCCCUUUAAACUGCACCAAUUGUGGUUUAACCACAGGAUACCAUGAUGUACAAAGUGGAGUUCACGAAGAACAGGCGUUGUAAGAUUUAUUCAAGAUGUGUGCACGUUCUAACCGGUGUGACUUUUUGAUUUGUGCUGGUGGUGCUAUAAGCAUAUGCGGUGUAUAGUUCUAAACCGAUUAACUCGAGCAGAAGGGGAUAUUGCUUUAAACGACUGACAAAAGAGACACGAUAUUUACCUACCCCAUUUCAGCUUAUAUGCUGAUUUUUGCAUCUGGAAAGGUCCCUCUUGCAGGGCUGGCUCAAGAUGUUCUGGAUGGAAUAUAAGGCUACGGAUGUACGGUGUGGGAGAAGGAGACUAGGAGUGGCGGCCAUGAAACUUCCUUGUUCCUUCUGGUUCGUCCUGCUGUUUGGGGCAGGGGGCCUGGUGCUGUUCAUCCACCUACAGGAAAUCUCUGAGAUGGUCCAACAGCAGGCUCCAGGUGUGAAGUUCAGAGUGACUCCCAGGCAGACGAUGAUGAAGGGCCUGUGCACUCGUACUGAAGAGGGUGCGAGGGGUGACCCCGGCCCAGGAGGGAGGCCAGGUGGGGACGGGCUCACCAGUCCCAUCCCCCCCAUGCAGUUCCCCGCUUUCGAGUGGGCGCAGCAGUCUGGCGCCCCCGGCUCCCGGGAACUGGACCUGGGCGGCCCGCGCGUCACCAAGAGGCACAGGAAGCUGCUGCUGAAGAACACGCCCGCCGCCCGCGCCCACAACAACUCCUCCUCCGCCGGCCCGCCCAAGAGCAGCUGGGCGCGGCUGUCCCUGAUCCAGGAGGCCCGCAAGCGACUGGUCCGGGAGGUGUGCGCCAAGUACAAGAGCAGCAGCAAGCGGACGGUCACGCCCCACCACGUCUCACGCAUCUUCGUGGAGGACGAGUACAAGCUGCUGUACUGCGAGGUGCCCAAGGCGGGCUGCUCCAACUGGAAGAGGGUUCUGAUGGUGCUGGGGGGCGUGGCCUCCUCCACCCGCGAGAUCAAGCACGACGCUGUGCACUACGGCAACCACCUCAAGCGGCUGGACGGCUUCGACCACCGCGGCAUCGCCCAGCGGCUGGAGUCCUACACCAAAGUUCUGUUUGUGCGGGAGCCCUUCCAGCGGCUGGUCUCCGCCUUCCGGGACAAGUUCGAGAACCCCAACACCUACUACCACCCGGUCUUCGGGAAGCCCAUCAUCUCCAAAUACCGUGCCAACGCCUCGCAGGCCGCCCUCAGGACAGGCGCGGGCGUGACCUUCAAGGAGUUCAUGCAGUACCUGCUGGACGUGCACCGGCCCGUGGGCAUGGACAUCCACUGGGAGCACGUCAACCAGCUGUGCAGCCCCUGCCUGCUGGACUACGACUUCAUCGGGAAGUUUGAGACCAUAGAGGAGGAGGCCAACUUCCUCCUGCAAAGGACCGGCGCUCCCCGAAACCUCACCUUCCCCAGCUUCAAAGACAGGCACCCCCAGGCAGAGCGCACCUCCGCUCGCAUCACCCAGCAGUACUUUGCACAGCUCAACGCCUCUGAGAGGCAGCGGGCCUAUGACUUCUACUACAUGGACUACCUUAUGUUUAACUACUCCAAGCCUUUCAAAGACCUGUACUGAGGACUGAGCGAGGCUGAAAGUUUAGAGUGAAAAAAUGGGUGUUUUUAUUUAGCUCGGCAGUGAAACAAAAUUACGGAAGCUAUCCAGAAACAACCCCCGGGUUUCACCUUGAAUAAAACAUGCAAAAUGUAAUUAGAGCACCUCUGUGCUGUUUACAGAUUCAAAAAGACUUUCUGAGCAGAAGCAAAGGGACAGAAAUGGAAGAUAACCCUGUUUCACAAACUUAAAAAAGCAUUUGUACAUCAACCUGAAAUUCAUUACAAACCAAAUAUUUAAAUAUUUAACUUCUCAGUAGUCUAUCCCCUACAAAGUAAUACAUGCACUCAAUAUAAUUUUAUAUUAAAUCCAACAUAUAUGGAAUAUAUUUCAAAACAUUUCAUAAACUUUGCAAUAAAUCUUUCAAGAUAUGCAUAAAGUUACCUAAAUAAAAUAAUAGCAUAAAUAUAAUUUCAUACAUAAUGUAGAAAAAUAUUCCUUAAAUUCUGGAUUUUGUGUCUUCAAAUAAGUUACACUGUUUGCAAUCAAUGCUUGAUUUUAAAUUUAAAAAUUGAUUUUAAAAAUCACACCCUACAUAGAUAGGCUAAGGUAAGACUUGGAACUGUUACUGAUACUGAACAGAGCACUUCCUAGCUGAUCACUGCUGUACACCAUAGACAGGUGAAUCCCUGUAUGCAUCAGUUAUUAUGUACACUAUUAUAAUUAAGUAUUAUAGAGUCAUAAAUCCCAUAUUUUAAAUUGCAACAUUAUAUAUAAAUAUAUAUUUGAUUUUAUAAGUGCAGUACUUGUAUAAUGGUAUUUUGAAUAAUCAAAGCUUUUUUCCAGGAUUAUUUUAUUCCUGAAGUCAUUGGGCAUUCUGUUGCACACAUUAACUUGGCACCACAUGCCUGGCAUUGUAAGACUUGAUUUCACAGACCUGUUAGUUAAUAUUGGGUGAGGAGAUGGACCACUUCCAAUCACUGCAUUAGUAUUAGGCAUAUACAUUUGUACAGAAAGGGUGCAGUGCACUGACUGAGAUAAUGUUCUGCCUGCCCAAACACCCUGCUCAAAUAAACCACUACGCGCAUCACAGCCAAGAACAUCCGCAAUGAAAGCAGACGUCAGGCUAACAGCAAACCUGCUACGACACCCAGUCAUCUGUAAUGCUCACCGGUGAUGAUGAUCGAGUAACAAUGAACAGAAAAAAAACAGUUGUGCACUGUGUUAUCAACUUUAUCACACAAAACCUCAUGAGGGAACACUGCUAAAUAACACACAAUGUACGGUAGAGGUGUGCAGUCCAAGAUCAGUGUGUUCUGAAAAGUACUGGACUGACUCUACUUCUUCUGUGGUGUACACAAGCAGUAUCUGCUUAGCAUGUAAAUAAUACAUUUAGUUUUUUUUUCUGGGGGGGGGGGCGGAAUUGGAAGUGUGGCGUAUCUGGUUUGCAGUCAGAAGGCUGUAGAUUUUAUUUCUGGGCGAAACAUUCUGCCAUUGUACAAUUGAGCAAGGUGCUUCAGUAAAUAUCCAGCUUCUUAAAUGGGUAAUCAAAUAUGUCAAAUAUGAGAUAUGCUUAUUGCCCAGAAUUCAGGCAUCUGUCAAGUCAAUAUACACUAUGAAAUGAAAUCAUAACCUCAUCCAACUCAAACUCAUCACACUCUUGAGUAGGAGGGAUCUACCACUAAGGGAACUUCUAUCAAUGACAGCCUCUUCCAAAACAGAAUAGAGGGGAAGAGAAACCAAAACAAUGAAAGAGGUGACAGGUGCCUCUUUUCACUGUGUGGCAGAUAGACCCAAAGACAGCUUCUAGUCCUUUCUGUCAGUCAAUGGUAAAAAAAAAUAAAAAAAUUUAAAAAAAGAAGAAGAAUACUUAUAAUGCAAAGAUACUUAUAGUGUCACUUCAGUGUUGAUAUAUUUUAACAAAUGGGUAGAGAAAAACAGUAUGUCAAACAAAUUAUGAAUUACGGGGGAAGUGAUAUUAAAGUAUGUUUAUGUGGUGCAUUGACUUUGCAGUACAUGGAUCAUCUGUUUGUUGUUCUGAUGGUUUAAAUGUUCUGACUGUUGGUUGUACCUCUGGCUCAGUGAUAUGGAAUAUGGUGAGUGACACCUAACCUGAGAGUAGCCCUGCAGGCUCAGACCCUUGUGGUUAUUGGGUAAUAUACAUUGUAUGGGUCUAUGCUACAAUACAGAUAUAUUACAAUGUAAACUGUAACCAGUGAAUGUAUAACUGUUUUAAUGUCAGUGCACAAGUGUACAAAAACCUGAUCUCAAACCUAUUGCCUUAUUUUACACUGCCAAUUAGCAGGUAUAAUUAAAUGCAACAGUACUGGGACAGUUGUGUCAAUUUGGAUGUUUGUUCCUCUGUACUAAUCAAAUUUGUAUUGUUGGUUUUUUGAAAACAUUGAACUAUAUAAUAGCAAUGCUUUCAAUGUGUUAAGUCUCCAUAUUUCAAGCCAGCAUAAGUACUGGGACAAUGUUUUUGACUAAUGUAAUGACUUGCAUGGUCAAUAUUUCAUUGCAUUCCCCUUACAUUUGAUGACUGCCUCCAGACUGUGAGAGAUUUCUCCACACUUUCAACUCUCCAUCACUCUGGCAAAGGUUUAUCUUAGCAGUUACUCAAGUUGACAAUUUAGUAAGCUCUUCUAAUCAUUUUGCCAUCAAUACCUUGGAAUAGGGGGACUUGAGUCAUUGAAUGGCAUUGUUGUAAAAGUUCAAUGCCUGUUUUUAAAAAUAAAAAAACAUGAAAUAAAUGCAGAGAUUUCCUCAUUGAUGUGAAAAUACAAAUUUGAUUAGUACAGAUGGAAAAACAACAAAUUUUAUAUAACUGUCCCAAUACGUUUGCAUCAGGAAGACAUUUAUCAGGUGGUUGAAUUAUUCCGCUGAUUGUCUAUAAAUAAAUGUUUUCAAUUGUC